Ogataea philodendri is the source of this 1668-nucleotide messenger RNA. RefSeq lists its product as uncharacterized. The transcript has a single exon. Gene Ontology annotation, molecular function: DNA binding. Bases 1 to 1668 code for a protein of 555 amino acids. The record is from RefSeq and is a predicted model, not a curated record. Gene Ontology annotation, cellular component: nucleus. NCBI's taxonomy places the organism in Eukaryota, Fungi, Ascomycota, Pichiomycetes, Pichiales, Pichiaceae.
AUGGAGGAAACAAUCAUAAGGGCCGCUCGGAGAGACAAACACGUCACUUUCACGAUCAAGGAGAAAAACCAAAUAAUUGAGAAAUACAACUCUCUACCCCUUUCUGAACGUACUCACGAUCGGAUUGCAGAUUGGACGCGUGUAAAUCUUAAGAAGGAACUGAAGCUUACCACUUUUAGAGACAUUAUUCGACGCGGUACCCAAGAGUGUGUGCAUGAGGAUCAAGCUCGAGCAAAAAGACCUAAAUGGCCCGAGCUUGAGGAGAUGCUUAUGUCAUGGAUUAGUCAACUAAAGCUCUGCAAUAUCACUGUUACCGGUCCUGCUAUUAUUGAGACUGCUAAUAUUUUUUUUUCGAAGCUUUAUCCAAAUCAGGAAGAACAACCAAGUUUCAGCAACGGCUGGCUCACUGGAUUCAAGAAGCGCAAUAACAUCAAACUAUAUACGUUUUCUCAGGAAGCAGAUUCUACCAAGAUUGACGAAACCGCGAUGGUGAGACUCAGAACUAUAUCAGGUUCAUACAAUUUGGAUGACAUUUACAAUAUGGACGAGACAGGUCUAUUCUGGAGAAUGACUCCGAAAAGAGGUCUAGCAACGCAACCAGGAUCUGUUCUAAAGAAAGAAAAAUCAAAAAUCACUGUUAUUCUUUGUACGAAUGGCUCAGGUACAGACAAGUUUCCACUUUGGAUAAUUGGGAAACACAAGAAGCCUCCCUGUUUCAGGAAUUUUGAUCCCCAAGCCAUGGACUGCCAGUGGAAGUACAACACAAGGGCUUGGGCAACAUCUGAUCUUAUUUUAGAGUGGUUUGAAGCUUUCUGCAAACAUGUAGGCGACCGCAGGGUUCUUCUUACAUUAGACAAUGCGCCUAAUCAUACAAAAGCUCUCAGGAACCUCACGAUCCCAGAUAACAUUGAAAUUGAAUUUCUCCCAAGGAAUACUGCAACCCAAUUCCAGCCGCUAGAUCAAGGCAUUAUCCAAACUUUCAAGCUUCUUUAUCGAAAGCGCUUUCUACGUUUUUUGACAAAUCAUAUAGCAAACCGUUUGUCUGAACGGGGAGCAUCUGAUAUUCAACUGGAUCCACUGAAACAAUAUCAGUUGAGCGACGCUAUAAUGAACGCUGCUCUCAGCUGGCAGACGGUUGAAUUGAGAACAAUAACAAAUUGCUUUCGCAAAAGUACCUUAGUGAACAGAGAGCCUACAGAGCAUGAAAUACCUGUUAUUGAUCUUUCAGCUGAAAUCGAUCAGUAUCAACAAGUUUCCAACGAAGAGGUUUCCAUUGAAAGGUUUCUUAACCCACCAGAAGAAAACUUCAAUAUUUCCUUUGAGCAAACAGGUACUCUGGAGGAGGCACGUAAGGUAGUCAUUGAUCACUUCGAAGAAAUGGCUUCUUACGAUGAAUCAGAUGAAAUUGAAGCUCCUGAAAAAAAAGUGAGCCCUUCCGAAGCAUGCUCAAUGAUAGAGAGUGCGAUCAAGGCUUUUGCAGAGUGCCCCCCUACUUACCCCGGGGAGGGAGAAUUGAUCAAAGAAAUUAUCGAUGAUCUAAAGCAUGCAGUUCAACGCAGUCAAAGUGUCAUCGGUUCACAUUCACCUCAAAGUAUUGUCAGUUCACAUUUACGUCAAAGGACCCUGGAUGAAACAAUCAGUACCUCUGGAGGUGCUUCACAAUCCUGA